Messenger RNA from Dermacentor silvarum, 591 nucleotides. Its product is annotated as tigger transposable element-derived protein 4-like. The transcript has a single exon. Gene Ontology annotation, cellular component: nucleus. Gene Ontology annotation, molecular function: DNA binding. The record is from RefSeq and is a predicted model, not a curated record. Lineage: Eukaryota; Metazoa; Arthropoda; Arachnida; Ixodida; Ixodidae. Bases 1 to 591 code for a protein of 196 amino acids.
AUGACCGGAACUGACAAACUGAAGCUUUUUGUUAUUGGCAAGUCGAAGUCGCGUUGCUUCAAGAAUAUCAAAACGCUUCCGGUGACGUACACGGCCAACGCCAAGUCGUGGAUGACUCGGUCACUGUUUGAGCAGUGGCUGCGGGAUAUGGACCGCCGUUUCGUAAAAGAAAAAAGGCGUGUCCUGUUUCUUGUCGACAACUGCCCUGGUCAUGGGCAAGUCGCCGGACUUGAAGCCAUUCGUGUGGAGUUUCUGCCCGCGAAUACAACGGCGAAGCUCCAGCCCAUGGACCAGGGAGUGAUCAGCAGUCUCAAGAGGCACUACCGCCGAUCACUUCUCCAAAGGAUGUUGCUCUGCUUGGAGAGCAAUAAGCAGUACGUGGUGGACCUUCUGGCUGCUGUGCAUUUGCUGAGCAAUGCAUGGAGCCAAGUAACUGAAGCGACAAUUGCGAAUUCAUUCCGCCAUGCGGGAUUUGUCGCUCCAGACGAUGACAGCGCACCUGACAGUCCAACCGAGGAUUGCGGCAGUGACAACGAGGAGGAGGCUGCAUUGCUUUCUUCACUAGGGACCAAGGCGUCGUCGUGGACAUGA